AGGGAUGACAUCUCUGUCCCCCACAGCGAUGAAUGCCUCCAUUGCCACCUCGCCCAGCGAUGCUCCAACUACUGGGAUCCCCAUCACAACGUUAGCCAUCCUCAAUGCAACACAGCUGACCCCAGGGAUCCCAACGGAUGCAACUCCCUUCUCCGAAAUCACCACUGCGGCAGAGGAAAUGUCUUCCUCUGUUGUCCCUACAACUAAGACGGUUCCUGCCAUUGACGCAAUUCCCAAAGUUGAUUUCCCCACCGAAAACGCAACUGUUUCCUCUGUCAUCACAGCCACAUCAAAUGAUACCCACAGUGUGACACCAGCCCUUCCCACUUCAGGAGAUGUUACCAACACAACUACUACUAGCCAACCUGUAGCGGAUUCCAAUGGCACAACUAUUGCUGACAUUACUAUGGACUCCACUGUUGCAUUUCCCACUGAAAUCACAGCAACUUCUUUCACUGUCACAGGGACUUCGAACGAUACCUUUGGAGGAGCACCAAUCCCGGUCACUGCCACAGAUGCCGAAACAACCGCAUCUGAGGAAAGCGGAAUAGAUUUCAACACCACCACAGCCAGUAUCACAGCCCUUGCACCUUCCACGGUUGAUUUCACCACGGAGGCCCCCAUCACCAUCAGUUCAAAUGAUACCCUCGGUGGCAUCCCUGUCCUGCCUCCUGGAACAGACAUUAAUGGGAGCGCUUCUGUUGAAACCACAGCAUCCUCCAACACCACGGUUGCAACCAACCGAACGAGUCUUCCUCCAACAGUUGUAGAUGCCAAUGUGACUACUGUCACCAACGCAACCAUUCCCCCCACCACUGUCAUGCCAAACACGACUGUGACCUCUUCUAAAAGGCCUCCAGCACCCCCUGGGCCCAUGCCAGACACCGUCACCCUAGCAUCCCUUGGUACCACCUCAAAGACGAAAGACAACACCACAACUGUUUCUCAAGCCACAACUAAGGCUGCUACGACCACAAGGAGAGCCAGCACCAAAGUGCCUCUGAAAACAAGGCCACCACUGCGCCCAGUACCCAAUGGUUAUAUCACUGUGAAACCUAUACAUGCAUUGGCGUCCAGUGCAUCUCUCAGCUGGGUUCUUCUGACGUUGUCCCUUGCUAUUGGAAUCUCAGUUCAGAGGAGGCUUCUCUGAAGGCUUGCUCCCUG
Sceloporus undulatus (fence lizard) is the source of this 1164-nucleotide messenger RNA. RefSeq names its product mucin-5AC-like. NCBI's taxonomy places the organism in Eukaryota, Metazoa, Chordata, Lepidosauria, Squamata, Phrynosomatidae. The transcript is spliced from 2 exons. The record is from RefSeq and is a predicted model, not a curated record. Bases 5 to 1150 code for a protein of 381 amino acids.